CUCGAAUAGGAACGGCAAUCCUGGGAAGCAGUCGACCAUCUCAGACCGUGUCUGUUUGUCUGUGUGUACCUGGAAUGCUUAGCAUAGUCGUGGCCCACCCUCCAUCCUACACAAAAUUGUUCUAGGCGCACGUUCCUUCUUUCCCAAUCGGCUUUCCGCAUCCCUCUUCUUUGAUCAUUCCAGGCCCCCGUCAUCUCUACCUGCAUUCACAUUCACAUUCACAUCCACGCAGAUGCCAUCGCACCACAGCGCCGCCAACAGCAGACCUUGGGUCAUCACUAUCGGACUCAGUGGUCCAUCCUCUGGCGGCAAAACGACGACAGCUCGCUAUCUGAGAUCCAUCCUUCCCAACAGCACUAUCGUCCAUCAGGACGACUUUUACAAACCAGAGGACCAGCUUCCUAUCGAUUCAAGGACAGGGCUCGCCAACUGGGAUUGCCCUGAAGCCAUUGACUUUGAGACCAUGAUCUCCACUUUAACCCAUGUCAAGGACCAUGGCCAAUUUCCAGAACGAUUCAAUUCUUUGGAAGACAAGAACCCAGUGGGAUCUAUCACACCCUCGGACCCAAUUUCAGAUCAUAUCUUAGACGGACUGAGAGAAAGGAUUAUCAGUCAGAUCCCUUCCUAUGACAGGACCAACGUCAAAUUCUUGAUAUUGGACGGAUUCAUACUCUAUGUAGACAACCAACUGCGGAAUGCGAUCGACAUCAAAUUUUAUCUCACGGCACCAUAUCAGGUUCUCAAGGAAAGGCGAGAGUCCAGGAAGGGAUAUGCCACAUUGGAAGGUUACUGGGUGGAUCCACCUGGUUACUUUGAUAACAUUGUGUGGCCAAAUUACUUAACCUGCAACGAGCCCUUUAUCAAGUUGACAGAGGCGAUGGAGGCCGGCACGGAAAGCGGGAUCUACGAUGCAGAAAGGGAAUUCUUGCGGCAAAAUCCAAUGACACAAAAGGUCGACGUUGUGUCCUCCGCAGACUCUUCCAUCCAGUCCAUGGUUGAGUCCGUUGCAGAUUUACUUGCCAAGCGUCUCUCUGCGCUGUCUACAGUUUCAUCGUAAUACUCGGUCGUUGGAAUCAAAGAGAUUUACCCAUAUGAGGACGGAAGUAAUGUACAUUUAAUAAUGAAAGAGAUAGGAGCCUCUU
Messenger RNA from Gamsiella multidivaricata, 1142 nucleotides. RefSeq names its product P-loop containing nucleoside triphosphate hydrolase protein. The record is from RefSeq and is a predicted model, not a curated record. Gene Ontology annotation, cellular component: cytoplasm. The coding region runs from base 233 to 1057 and encodes 274 amino acids. Gene Ontology annotation, molecular function: ATP binding; kinase activity. NCBI's taxonomy places the organism in Eukaryota, Fungi, Mortierellomycota, Mortierellomycetes, Mortierellales, Mortierellaceae. The transcript is spliced from 4 exons.